This is a messenger RNA of [Torrubiella] hemipterigena, 1859 nucleotides long. Lineage: Eukaryota; Fungi; Ascomycota; Sordariomycetes; Hypocreales; Clavicipitaceae. The record is from the annotation of a GenBank genome assembly.
CACAAACUUCAUCACCACCGCCCUUUUUGUUUCUCCACCCGCAGAGAAACGCACAACGCUCGAGCAUCGCUCACCAAGUCUCUACAUUUCGUAUUGACAAGACCAACACUGCAACACAGCCCGAUCGACCCCGUCGUCGCGCACCCCGCACCUACAGCGAAUCUUUAGCACCGAGUCACCCUUCUCCCACAGCUUGUCGACUCCCUCAAGCAGCACACGAUACAUUUCUCACUUGCGUAAACUUCUUGUUUAUGUAUCAGCACGACCAGCUCUCCGUCUCCAGACACCUCCUAAACCUCGCGCUAUUCCACAUACCGCGGAAACCCUCCAGUCCCGACAUCGGUCCUCACGGUUGAUAUUUCUUGCAUUUUUCCAAGUCUCAAAGAGUUGAUGCCUGCAUUACUUUACUUCAGACUCCAAUCUUGUCCCAAUAUCCACAGUCCUAGUCGAAUUUAACAGUUCGACAAUAUACCAAACCCAAAAAAACAAAACGUCUUUUUUUAACACAUCAAACCCCCCAACCGCAAUCAUGGCUACCGUCAACGUCCGCCGCGAUGUCACCGAUCCCUUUUAUCGUUACAAGAUGGAGCGUCUCCAGACCAAGGUCGAAGGCAAAGGAAACGGUAUCAAGACCGUCGUCGUCAACCUGCCCUCUGUCGCCCGAACCCUCGAUCGCGACUCCAACUAUGUCAUCAAGUACUUUGCCUUUGAGCUUGGUGCCCAGACCAACACCGACCCGAAGGAUGAUCGUUGGAUCAUCAACGGUGCCCACGAGUCUGCCAAGCUCCAGGACCUCCUCGACGGCUUCAUCAAGAAGUUUGUCCUCUGCAAGAAGUGUCUUAACCCCGAGACUGACUUUGUCAUCAACGACCCCCGCAUCUUGCUCGACUGUAAGGCUUGCGGUCAGCGCACUGAUGUCGACUUGCGCCUGAAGCUCAGUGGCUUCAUCAUCAAGCACCAGGCCAAGAAGGGCAACGACAAGGCUGCCAGAAAGGCCGCUCGCCGUGCCAAGAAGGCCAGCGGUAACGUCACUGCCGGUGAUGCUAGCGAGGACGAGGAGGAUGACGCUCCCACCAACGGCAACGGCCACGCUGCCAGCGAUGAUGAUGCCAUCCCCGCCCCUGCUGUUGAGGAGGUUGUCGUCCGUGACGAUGAGUGGGCUGUUGACAUGAGCGAGGAUGCCGUCAAGGCUCGCCAGGCCAGACUCCCGGACGAGUUCAAGCAGAAGCUGAGCCUUGACGAUGACGAGGAGGCCGGUGGCCGCACCACCUACGACGACCUUGCCGACUGGGCCGAGGCCGAGGCCGAAGCCAAGGGCGGCAUUGACAAUGUCGACUCCAUUGCUGUGUACCUCAAGGCCAAGGAGCUGGGUAUUGAGGGCAAGCACAAGGUUGUUGCUGUGCUGAUCCAGGUGCUCUUCAACGAGAACAUUGUCGCCCAGAUCCCCAAGCGCGCUGCCAUGCUCAAGCAGGUGAUUAACGGUGAAAAGUUUGAAAAGGCCCUUCUUGGUGGCACCGAGCGUCUGCUCUUCAUUAUGUCCCAGACCAAGCCCGACGCCUACUCUCUCAUUGUCAAGAUUCUUCAGUUGUACUACCACCACGACUUGAUCACCGAGGAGGUUGUCCUGCACUGGAGCACCAAGGCCAAUGUCAAGUACGUCGAGCGUGACGUUGCCAAGAAGAUCCGUGCCGCUGCUGAGCCCUUCAUCACUUGGCUCAAGGAGGCCGACUCUGAGGAGGAGUCUUCUGAGGAGGAGGAUGACGAGUAAAUGGCAAGGACUGGCCAUUCUCUGAAUACGGUUACCCUUUGUUUUGUCAAGUAGUUAGCUAGUUUAUCAAUGUCGACCUUCAAAUUUCCAU